Archocentrus centrarchus (flier cichlid) is the source of this 1200-nucleotide messenger RNA. RefSeq names its product chemokine-like receptor 1. The transcript is spliced from 4 exons. NCBI's taxonomy places the organism in Eukaryota, Metazoa, Chordata, Actinopteri, Cichliformes, Cichlidae. Gene Ontology annotation, biological process: complement receptor mediated signaling pathway; inflammatory response; phospholipase C-activating G protein-coupled receptor signaling pathway. Gene Ontology annotation, molecular function: G protein-coupled receptor activity; complement receptor activity. Bases 73 to 1200 code for a protein of 375 amino acids. The record is from RefSeq and is a predicted model, not a curated record. Gene Ontology annotation, cellular component: plasma membrane.
UUUGAUCAGGCAUUCUUCUGCAGUGAAUUCAUCAACAACCAACAAGAGAGCUUCACUAAAGGUCUCAAUACAAUGAUGAACAUGACCACUAACUAUUUUGAUCAAAUCAAUACAACUGCUACACCUGAUAGAAGUGGCUCUGUGGAUAAGUACACUGAGUUGAUUCAGUCUCUCACCACCAUGUCGAUUGUUCUUUACUCCCUGGUCUCUGUCCUUGGUGUGCUCGGGAAUGGAGUGGUUAUCUGGGUGACCGGGUUCAAGAUGAAGAAAACCGUUAACACAGUUUGGUACCUCAACCUUGCUGUGGCUGACUUUGUCUUUUCAGCAUUUCUGCCCCUGACUGUGGCAUAUCUGGCUCUAGGGUCUCACUGGCCUUUUGGCAAGUUCAUGUGCAAGCUGAACUCCAUAAUCGGCUUUCUGAACAUGUUUGCCAGUGUAUACAUUCUUGUGGUGAUCAGUGUGGACACAUGUGUGUCUGUGGUGUUGCCCAUCUGGGCAAAGAGCCACCGAAAUGUAUGCAAGGCAUCUUGGGUGAGUCUGGGUGUUUGGGUAGUGGCAACAAAUCUCAGUGCACCAUACUUUUUCUUCAUGGACACUAAGCAAAUGUCUGAAGACAAAAUCAUCUGCUUCAACAGUCUUUUUAAAAAUGGAACACAGUCUCACAACCGCUUUCAUCUUCAAGCCAUGAUCCUCACCCGCUUCCUCCUGGGAUUUGCAAUCCCCUUCACUGCCAUUGUCUCCUGUUAUGCUGUCAUAAUCCAUCGUCUCAGGAAAAAACGUUCCCUGGGCAGACAAUCAAGUCGCCCCUUUAAAAUAAUUGCUGCCAUUAUCAUCACUUUUUUUCUGUGCUGGGCUCCCUAUCAGAUUAUGGGUCUUUUUAAGUGGUUGAUAUUCACAGCUGAUACUGUAAAUAAAACAUUACACCAUGUCUUUGAUAUUGGGUCCUCUUUCACCGCCGGUCUGACUGUUCUAAGCAGCUGCAUCAAUCCACUGCUGUAUGUGUUCAUCAGACAAGAUUUUAAGGAUGAAUUCCGAAAAUCCAUCCUCAGUGUGCUGGAGACUGCCUUCCGGGAAGAGGAGACACACUCCCAUACCUAUACUAAAGCUCUGUUGUUGGUUGUGGAUGAAUCCACUGGAGAAAAAUCCUUGGGCCUCCUCCUCAACCAAGAGGUGCAGAGGAGGAAUCCCAGUGAGAAAUGA